Messenger RNA from Pocillopora verrucosa, 2755 nucleotides. RefSeq names its product nostrin-like. Lineage: Eukaryota; Metazoa; Cnidaria; Anthozoa; Scleractinia; Pocilloporidae. The record is from RefSeq and is a predicted model, not a curated record. Gene Ontology annotation, molecular function: protein binding. Gene Ontology annotation, cellular component: plasma membrane; cytoplasm.
GUCACAGCAGUUGAGUUUCGAUGAGCUUUUUUUAGAACUAAUAGGUCUUUUUGAGGAACAUCAACUUCCUUGAGGGAACUUUGAGCCUUCAGGAAUCAAACAUGACUAGGUUUGAAAAUUCCUUCUGGGAACAGAAAGGGUACGAAGAAUUACGGAAGGUUUGCCGGCAAGGAAAUGACUUUUCCCGCGAAGUUUCUUCAAUUUUCAACGAGAGGGCAAAAAUUGAACAGACAUAUGCUGAAAGCUUAACCAAGUUGGCAGCCAAGGCACAGAAAACAUCAAAGGAUGCAUUGGGGACUCUCAAAUCUUCAUGGGAAAGUGCCCUCUUGGAAAUGGAAAAUGAAGCAGAAAUACACAAAACAUUAGGAAAUCAGCUACAUGACGAGGUUUCAAAACAGGUCAAAGCAUUUGUGGAAACACAGUCAAAAGCAAGGAAAACGGUGGAGUCCCUGGUAGAUAAAGCUUACAAGAAUUUUAGUGAUAAACUAAAUGAUGCAUUGAAGGCAAAACGUGCUGCCCAUACCAAGACAAGGGAAGCUGAAAAUAUGUUCGAGCAGGUUGAAGAAGCUCGAAAUGGAAAAAGUGGUAAAGUGAUGUCAGAAAAAGAGAUUUCUAAGAUGGAUGUGAAAUGUAGAAAAAUGAUGGACACUUCUUUGAAAUCAGAUAGGGAAUAUCGUGAUCUGUAUGAAAAGACAGAGAAAGCACGACUGGAAUGGGAGGCUGCCAUGCUGAAGUUUUGCCAGACUUGUGAAAGAUUAGAAGAGGAAAGAAUAACACAUUUAAGAGAGAUGUUCUCAUUAUAUAGUAACAUGUUGGCUGCUGCGAUACCUCAACUGCAGCAAAAUUAUGAGACUGUCAGCUCAGAGGUGUGGAAAAUCAAUUCUUCUGAAGAUGUUAUCACAACAGCUCAAACAAGAGGAGAACCACGAGGUCCUUCUCAGCAGAUCCUGUAUGACUGUUAUGAGGAGGACUUGGAGAACACCAUGAAUUAUGACAGGAGAAGAGCAGGGUUAGAGACAAAGAUUCAUCUUUUGUCAGAAUCACUGGAGAAACAAAAGAAGACAAGAGAUGGGAUAACUUCUCUCUUUGAGGCAUACUCUGCAACUCCUGAUUACUGUAAUGAAGAAGGCCAACAAGAUGUUGCCACACAACUGAUACAUGCAAAUGCUAUAAUAAAUAGUUUAACAGCAAGUGUCAGUAAAGUUCAAUGUGCCCUGGCACAGUUGAAUGGUCACCCUGCACCAGAUGUUUGGUUAAUGCCAUACAUAUCAAGCACCAAGGAUAAACAGGGCUUACUACAGAGUUCUCUCUAUAUUCCACUUGAUCAAGUAACAAGAAUGGAGUCUGUCACACAGGAUGAGGGAGACAAUAGAAGUGAUGAUGAGUUUGAUGAUAUUCCAGAAUCAACUGGAAUAUGCAGAUGCCGUGCAUUGUAUGAAUACAAGGCAGCUCAUAGUGAUGAACUUGAUAUAUUACCUGGAGAUAUUAUCACACUAACGGCUAAAAUGGAUGAUGGAUGGUGGCAAGGAGAACUUCAUAACAAAACAGGCAUAUUUCCUGCCAGCUAUGUGGAGGAGAUUGGAUGACCAGAUAUUUCAUACCAAGAGAAAAAAAUAUAGCAAAUUUCUGGUUUUUGCUGUUUAAUUAAUUGUUUUUGGGACGUGAAGCUUUCAUAGCAGGUGAAUGCCCCAUUUGCUGUUUACUUGUUCCAGGGUUUUGAUAUUGAGAUUAUCUAAUUUGGUGCAGCCACAGGGUGUAUUUCAUUGAGUCUUUGUGGCAGAUUUUCUACCAUUCACAUUAAAAAAUUUUCAGGGUUAUAACUGGAGACACCAAGUGAUAUACUUAGCCCAAUGAGAAACAAGAAAAUAAAUGAGGAAAGGCAUAGCUUUGUUUGUACUUAAAAAACAUUGCCAUGGGCAAUUUAAGCAUUUUUUUUAAUGUAGCUGUUACACUAGCUCUUAGAAAAAAAGAACCUUUUUUAGCAGUGAAUGCUUAAUGUAAAGCCUAAAUUAUGUUCCAUGAUUUAGUUUUCUAGAAGCCUCGUCAAUGGAUUUAGAAUUCAUUGUCUAAUUUUAAGAAUGGCCAACUGAACCAAAUGACAAACAAAAUAUAGAGAUUUAGGGUUCCAGCAACAGGGAAAAAUUUCUUGUCAAUGAACAAGGAUAUGUUCUGUGGAUGCAUUCUUGUGGGAAUGAUCAUAUAUUGCUGAUUGCAAUCUUUUAAUUAGUUCAAUUAUAUGCUUAAUAUAUUCUUAUUUAGUAAUGGUGUCUUUAAUUCCAGGUGAUGUUGAUGUAAGUAUAUUGGAGUUCAAAGCUAUGUUAUAAACUUUUUUAAAAAUUUUUCACAAAUUUAAAUUUUUAACCUUAUAAGAAAAAUUUUAUGUUGUCCAAUCAUGUGGUUGAUGAGAGGCUUCAUGUACAGGCAAGCAUUGAUUAAAUUCAAAUGAUGUUUGAGGUGUUAACCCUUUAAGCCCUGGUAUCAACAUGUAUAUUCUUGUCACUGUCCUCCAUAAGUUUCUUAUUUUACUGAUUAAGAGAAUUUGUUCAAACGUCAAGACACUUCAUCUUUGGUGAUCAUUUAAUUCAUUCUCAUGAUCUGUACAUUUGAUCAGACAAUGGUGUUGUUAGGAGAAAUUAGAUGCUGAUCACUAUUGGGGCUUAAAGGGUUAAUCUGAUUGCUAAUGCAUCAUAACUCAACUCAAUUACCUCUUCUUUGAACAUUGAAGAAAUAAAUGUUAAAGUUGCUCUGUUUCUAA